Messenger RNA from Megalobrama amblycephala (Wuchang bream), 2050 nucleotides. It is a transcript of the gene bbs12, whose product is annotated as Bardet-Biedl syndrome 12. Gene Ontology annotation, biological process: chaperone-mediated protein complex assembly; photoreceptor cell maintenance. The transcript has 3 exons. The record is from RefSeq and is a predicted model, not a curated record. Gene Ontology annotation, molecular function: ATP binding. NCBI's taxonomy places the organism in Eukaryota, Metazoa, Chordata, Actinopteri, Cypriniformes, Xenocyprididae. The coding region runs from base 86 to 1858 and encodes 590 amino acids.
UGAAUGGCAGUGAAGUGACGCAACUGACGCUGAGCAUCAGACACGUAGACACAACAACCUCCAGUGGCAGUGUGGAUGCAGACUGAUGCCAGCUGAAGGCAACGGCAGAAUGAAGCGGCUGAUAUUGGGGGCAUGUGUGAGGACACAGAUGUCUGGAAAUGCCACUGUUGCUCAGCGCCUCCAUAUCGGACUCCAGCAGUUAGAGGCCAUAUCCUCCUCCACACGUGCCUUUCUCGGCCCCAACAAACGGCUGAAGUUCAUCCAGGAUGAAGACGCCGGGGAUGCGGUGUUGGUCGGCACCUGUCCACGUUUUCUUGAGCAUAUGGAGUUAGACGGCUCGAUCGGACAACUGCUACACGAGACGGUACGGGCCCAGCAGAAGGUCUUCCACUCUGGGACAGGCGCGCUGAUGUUUCUGGCUGGAGUCUGGAGUCGAAUUGCACUGGAGUGUCUCAACAGAGGAAUAAGUGUGUCGGACAUCAAAACAGCCAUGAGCAAAGGACUGGAGGUGUGUUUGGAGGCGUGCAAACAAUCGGCUGUAAGCGUGCAGGAAGUGUCCUGCGAGAGACUAAAGGAGCACAAACCCAGUCCAGCUCUUAAAUCUGAGCUUCAGGACCUUCAUAAUCUCAGGUUGACCACCCUCAAACACAGCAGGCACUUUAGCUCACAUGAUGCAAAAGCUGAAAACACAAAACCAGCUCUGAAUGACGUAACGGGCAUAGCGGAAGCCGUCAGCCACGGAUGCCAAGCCUCCAUGCGUUUAGUUUUAAAAGCUUGCAAGUUGCAAUCCAAAACCAGUGCACAGAACAGAUUUUUGGAUAUCCAAAAACUGGUUACAUGCUCCAUACCAGGCCCGUCCGAGGAGCAUUCACACGUGUUACACGGGUACGUCACGCUGCUAUCAGUCGAACAGGCCUCGGUGGUUCAGCGCCUUCAGGGUCAGGCGUUAAAUAUCGCUUUGGUGAACGGUGACUUGUGCGAGAAAUAUCGCCACGUGGGCUUCAACAGGCCUGCGAAUGUCACGCACAUCACAGAUCGUGCUAACAUGCCAAGUGUGAGUCUGGAAGAGCGUUGGAUUGAGAAUGCAUUAAAAACACUGCAUGAGUUCAGCAUAGGUGUUGUGCUUGUAAGCGGUGUGGUUGAUGUGAAGCUCAAAGAGCGCUGCUCAAGCGUACUGGUUAUUGAAGGUGUUAAAAGCACCGUUUUGAAGGACUUCAGCACAUGCACAGGGGCCGUCCCAGUUUCGUACAUCACUCAGCUCGACAGGCGCUGCGUGGGCCGAGGAGUGAAAGUCAGUCGAUGUGGGGAAAAUGAGUCCGUUAGCAUUGCGACUGCGAGCACGUCUCUGGUCACUGCGGUCAUAACCAGCUCUGUUCCUGCUAAACUACAAAUCUUGGAGGAUGAAUUCUGGAGCUGUGCUCACCGGCUGCACCAGGCGCUCACAGAUGGGAAGAUGCUACGUGGUGCAGGAGCCACUGAACUCCUCUGCAUCCACCAGCUACAGCAAUACAAACGGAGAGAGACGGAAAACCCGCAGGAAAAUGUGGUGCUGGAGCUGAUGGCCGAAGCCUGGAUGGACUACGUCUCCACUUUGAUGCUGAACAGCGGGUCGGUGGCGUCUAAAGCAGAGGCUUGGACUGCUGUUGCACAUCAGAUGAGACUUUAUAAAGAUGGAGAACCCAUAUUACAAGUUUUUAGGGACACAGAUGGGGUUGGUGUGUAUGAUAACGUGACAGUGAAGACUGAGGCCUGGAGAAGAGCUCUGGAUCUGGUGUUUCUAGUGCUUCAGUCUGACACAGAGAUCAUUACAGGUGUCAGUGAAGGAGAACAUGUUUACAAUAAGCUCAUGUAUCUUUGACAUCUGCAACAUAUUUAAUAGCUUUUUGUCUGUAUAAUAAUUAUUAUUAUUUUUUUAUGUCAGAAUGGAGUUGAAACCAAAUAACUUUUUCUAAGUAGCCCAACACCUGAAAAUGUUUUGUAAAAAUGUGCUACGAUAAUGACAAUAUGUGUGCAGUUCUAAUGGAAAAGUAAAAUAGAAUACAACAUGGAA